CAUCGUCUCCACCUUCCUCCUGCGUCCUGGGGUGGGACGUCCUGAGCUUGCAGACAACCCGGGUGCCCCAGCCAGGAGCCUGUACGGACACGGACACCUCCCGUUCGGGUACCACCUUGCCAGGACAUCCACCAAAGGAUGGGUUCUGCUGCAAGGAGAUGGGUCUACCUUCCCCUGGGCUGCCUCAUGCUGUUCAAUCUCACAAAUGCUGACUUUAAAUUUCACAAAGGAGUGCUAGCCAGCAUCAGUCCGGGCAUCACAGAAGAUGUAGAUCUUCUGUGCUGGAACACAUGCUCUCUCACACUGAUAGACCUCAAGGAACUCAAGAUAGAGCACAACGUGGAUGCCUUCUGGAAUUUCAUGUUGUUCUUGCAAAAAUCUCAGCGUCCUGGGCAUUACAGCAUCUUCUUAAACAUAGCCCAAGACUUCUGGGAUAUGUACAUAGACUGUUUACUUUCAAGAUCUCAUGGAAUGGGCAGAAGACAGGUAGUAUCUUCCAAGUAUAAUUUUCCACAGAAAAUGACAAGAGGUGAUUUGAAAGUAUACCUACGGAAGUAGUGAUGAGGCUUUAUUAAAAAUUCGAUAUUUAGUCCUUCUGAUUAUUUCAGGUUUAUCAAAUAAGCUAGCAAACUUGCCAUGUUUAGUUUUUUUUAUAUAUUUUUUUCAUUUUCACAUUAUUUAGAAAUCAGGAGAGUGCUUGAUUCUAAAUGAUCUUGGAACAUAUACAUUGCUAGAUCCUUAAAAUCAUCUUAUUGUUUCCCCAUGAGUAGUUCAUAAGAAAGCCAUAUAGUUCUGUAUCUAUUCAUAUUGUAUGACUUAACUAUCAGGCAUGUUGUAGCCUUUUGAACAAAACAUUUUAAAUUGGGUUGCAUAGAAGAGUGAAAUCUUAUACUAAGAAAUAUUAAUUUCCCU
Molecule: messenger RNA, 912 nt
Organism: Onychomys torridus (southern grasshopper mouse)
Lineage: Eukaryota; Metazoa; Chordata; Mammalia; Rodentia; Cricetidae
Gene: Fam237b
Product: family with sequence similarity 237 member B
Exons: 2
Coding region: 139-558 (139 amino acids)
Source: RefSeq, a predicted model, not a curated record